Messenger RNA from Chara braunii, 5895 nucleotides. The record is from the annotation of a GenBank genome assembly. NCBI's taxonomy places the organism in Eukaryota, Viridiplantae, Streptophyta, Charophyceae, Charales, Characeae.
GCGAAUUGCUUGAUCUGUUCUAUCCCUGUGCCCACCCUCUCCCUCUUACUGUUUUGCGACUAUUCAGACUAGCCAGCCUUCAGUAGCAGUUUUCUAAUGCCAGCAGGGCAAGCCACGAACAGCAGCCACGACGCAGCAAGAGGAUCGCAGAUCGCCAACAGCAACAACAACCUGCAGUUCGACAGCAGCCACAGACCAGCACUUCGAUGGCGAUCACGCCUAACAGCGGAACAUCAUCUGAGACUUCGACAUCUAGCAAUGCCGAACCAUUGUCGGUCUGUCCGGUUCAAGGGCCGAACGAGUCCAUCACGGACUACCUUCAGAGAGUGCAGACCUAUACGGCCGCACUAACCCUUGCCAAGGAACGACAAGAUGCUGCCGAAGCAGACAAACAGCGGUUGGCAGCAGAAGCUGCAGCCCAAGCCCAGCGACAAGCUGAGGCGGAGCAGUUGGCGGCCGACAAGCUCAACGCCGACAGUGCCGACCUUCUGAUCGCUCAACACGAUAAGUGGGCCGCUGUGCUCAACGAGAUGCGUUAUGUCCCCGUAGCAGGCGUCGAGCCGACGGCAGUAGAGCAGGAGAGACAAAACCUGGCAGACAUUUUACUAUGCACGAUGCGUGCAGUUAUCUGGAACAGCACCAUGGGGGACCUUCAUUCCAGGUCUACACGGCAACUGCAGCAUAAUCUUAGCCAUAACGUGAAGACACUUGCAGUAGCCGUUAAGGUCGCGGACUCCCAGCUGCAACAGAUGGACUCCCGCAUUGCUGCUCUGGAGGCAAGGCCUUCCCAAGUAGCGCCAGGCUGCACACCAGACAUAGCGAAGCAGCUCGGCGAGCACAUCGACCAUGUCGUCAAUCUAAUCGGCGAACUAGGUGCUUUCACAGGUCCGGACACGAUCAGCAGCACGGUGGCCGUCAUUAAGACGCACAUCACCAAACUGCAGACAAGACCGGACGCCGCUACAAAGAACUACAAGAUGCCGCACUUCAACAUCAGCAAGUUUGACGACUACAACAAGACUGACGCCUUGGCACGGUGGCAAGGUUUCCUCACGGAAGCAUCCUGCCGCACUGUCCCGGCUGAAGACAUGAUGAAGGCGCUCUACCUCCAACUGAUUGGAGGAGCACAGGUAUGGAUGAACCAUCUUGCGGCUACCAAGAAAUGCACCAUCGCCGAACUCCACACGCACAUUCCGUGGAAGGAGUUUGAGCAACUAUGGUUCACUCGAUUCAUGGUCCGCAACGUCGUGAAGGCGGCCAUGAACGAGGUUUACACCAGCUCACAAGGAAGCAUACCAACUCGAGACUGGACGAUCAAGUGGCAGAAGAUAGGUACCACGCCAGGCUUCGAUUUGAGUUUUCCAAACCAACGAUCCGAGUUCUUCUCACGAUCGUGUGCAGGACUGCGGUCGGCACUCGGCAACGAGUACGACUAUGCCUCAUUCCAGGCUAUUCUGGAUCGUGCAAACCUGGUCAUCCAAACGGAUGACAAGGCUGCUAACGAACGACGGUCCCAACCGCACUAUGUGGCUAAGCAGGGCUAUCAACGACCGACACAUAACAAUGCCGUCAUUUAUGAAGAAUCAGUCGAUCUCCACGCUGCAGCAGCAUCUUCGAGUGAUGGAGGAACUAUCGCAGCGCUCCCGCUGAAGCGCCCCAAGAGAGUUCGGAAGAACAAGGCGACACAAACGACGACAUCGACGGGAACUGGGCAGCGACCAUGGACGACGUUCAACAUAACCAAGGAAGUAUUUGAUCUUCGUCAACGACCAGCCGCAUCACCGCCGGACCCACGCAUUUCUCACCUCUUGGACGAGUAUGGAGACGUCUUCGAGGCUCCCACCGGAACGGUUCCAGAUCGGCCCAUACGUCACAGGAUCACUCUCGAGACUGACGCCGUCCCUCCGCGUGGAUGCAUUUACCGCAUGAGCGAAGAGGAACUUGAGGUGCUUCGCGCACAACUCGACGACCUCCUUGACAAGGGUUGGAUUCGCCCUAGUUGUUUGCCUUACGGUGCCCCUGUUCUCUUCGUUCGGAAGAAGAACAAAGAUCUACGGUUAUGCAUUGAUUAUCGAAAACUUAACGCACAAACCGUAAAGAACGCCGGCCCUCUCCCUCGGAUUGAUGAUCUCCUUGAGCGGUUAGGCGGCGCGACGUACUUCUCGAAGUUGGACUUGAAGUCGGGUUACCACCAAAUUGAAAUCCAGCCUCAAGAUCGGUACAAAACCGGGUUCAAGACGCGGUACGGGAACUUUGAGUGGGUUGUCAGGCCAUUUGGCUUCACCAAUGCCCCCGCAACUUUCCAAGCAGCUAUGACGACUAAGUUUCGCGACUUGCUCGAUCGCAGCGUCCUCAUCUACCUCGAUGACAUCUUGGUUUAUAGUAGGACGUUGGAUGAGAACAUCGUACACCUUCGCGCUGUUUUGGAUCGUUUGCGACUGGCCAAGUACAAAGCGAAUCUCGACAAGUGCGAGUUCGCCAAGCAGGAGCUUGAGUACUUGGCCCACUAUGUCACGUCGAAAGGCAUUCGUCCCUUAGCGGACAAGAUCCAAGCCAUCUGUCACGAGGACGGUUGGCAUCCGGUUGAGUAUUUCUCCCAAAAGGUGCCUCUCGUCAACACUCUCGACGACGCUAGGAAGAAAGAGCUACUCGCAUUCGUCACCGUUCUCAAACGGUGGCGCCACUUUCUUCUCGAUCGUCGGCGUUUUAAAUGGAAUACGGACAACAAUCCGUUGACCUUUUACAAAAUGCAGGAUACGGUCACUAGCACGAUCAGACGAUGGAUGUAUUACAUCGACCAGUUCGACUUUAACCCGUGCCACAUUCCCGGUCCCGCCAAUCGAGUUGCGGACGCCCUCUCACGACGGCCCGAUUUUUGUGCCAUUGUGACCGCGGCAUUCGACCUCGAUGACGAUCUGCAGCCGCAUUUCGUCAAAGGCUACAAGUCCGAUCCGACUUACUCUACGCUUUACGCGGAGCUUUCAUCGGAUCACCCGCCGGCUAGUCAUUAUUGGAUUUCCGACGGGUUCCUUCUCCUUCACACGAGAGGAAAGGACUUGUUAGUUGUGCCCCAAGCUCGCAUCUUACGGACUCCUCUUCUCGGCGAAUUCCACGACGCACGACUUUCGGCACACCUUGGCGUAAAUCGCACAUUAGCACGCCUCCUCCAACGUUUUCACUGGCCCGACGUCCUUCACGACGUCACGAGGUACAUUGAGUCAUGUGCAGUUUGCCCCCGUAACAAGGGUCGAUCUCGAGUCCCCUUCGGCGAACUGAAACCGUUGCCGAUUCCUCGGGCACCGCGCCUCUCCAUUGCUAUGGACGUGACAGGCCCGUUCCCCCGCGAUCGCCUCGGCCAUGACGGUAUUCUCACGGUCGUUGACCGUUUGAGCAAGUAUGCUCGCUUCCUUCCUUGCAAGUAUCAUGCUGCAGCACCUGAGCUCGCACGACUCUGGCACACCGUUUGGAUUACUAUGACAAUGAAGCCGAGCUCGGCUCGACACCAGCGGACGGAUGGCCAGACGGAGCGAGCACACCAGAUCGCUCAGAUGAUGUUGCGUACGCUCAUCCGUCCCGACCAGAAAGAUUGGGUUGACCGGCUUCCCGACAUCGAGUUCGCCWAUAACACUUCGGUGCACCCGGCGAUCUGCGUCACACCAUUCGAGUUACAUCAUGGUGGAGAGAAAGCACGGAUCUUCGCUGAUCUCCUUCUACCACGGGCCGCCGACAUAGACGUCCCUUGCUCUGCUGCUUCCGUUCGGAAGUACCGGGACUUGCUGAUUAAAGCUCGCGCGAAUAUGCAAAAGGCUCAAAUCCGCAUGCAGCAGCAAGCUAACCGACGUCGACUUCCAUGUCCUUUCCGCGAGGGAGACCUUGUUUGGGUCCUCUCCGAGGAAUUUGCGCUCGAGCAGGACGUUUCGUGCAAACUCCUUCCGAAAUGGUUCGGACCAUGGGAAAUUACUUCUGCCGUUGGAGACGACCCCACAGGUCCUUCCUUUGUGGUCAACAUUCCCCCGCACCUUACAGUGCACCGGGUCUUCCACGCGUCGAAGCUGGCCAUCUACACGCCACCUUCCGCUGACGAGUUUCCGGACCGACGAUCACAGGAUCCGCCUUCUAUGGACGGACAUCAGGAAGUCGACCGAGUCAUCACGCACCGCAAGUAUGGCAACAAGCCAAUGCAGUUCAAAGUCACAUUCAAGCAAUGUGCGCCUAACGACACUCGGUGGAUCUCCCGAGCAGACUUGCAGACUUCUGCACCCCUGAUCUUCGCCGACUAUGAGAAGCGACGACUUGCCAAGGAAGCAGUUCGUCCCGCCCGACCCACCCCGGUAUCGGACAGACAACUCCGCCCUCGCAGGUUUCUGUCUGAAGUCGAUGAAGAUCUGCAACGUAUGAUGGCUGCGGGGUACUGGGCAAUACAUGAUCUUCCUGCUGCUCUUCUCCCACCGGAAGAGCAAGCAUUACGAUCAUCCAUUCAUCCCCAGGUGCCAAUGAUCACCAUGUCUUCUGCAGCAAAAAAAAAGGGUCACCCCCUGCGCAGAUCAUCGCAGAAGUCGGUCCGCCUUUCUGUACGCAAGCAACCAUCUUACAAGACGGGAGAAGGUGGCAAGGAUGAUGGUGCAGCAUCCGCAAAAGCGGCGGACGGCCAUGAAACCGCUGGUAUGCAGAAUGUAUUCACAUCUCCUCUGUUCACCUUGGAUUUUACUACUCAGGGAACCCCCAAAGGGCAUCUCUCAUCAUCGGAGAUGCACAGAGGUGAUUCUCAGGCAGAAGAAUCACCAGGUCCAUCCAGCUCUGCAGAUGUUACAUCAUCAGCACACACACCAUCCACUGUACCUGCAGCUGAGCCGGAAGCGCAGGAGUCCUUGCCCGAAUAUCCACCAACGGUUAGCCAGUCUACACAUGAGAUCCCUGACGAGGAUUUCAACCCCACUACAGCAUCAGAACCGUCAACCCCGCAGUCAUCAACAGAGGAUGAUGGGCCCCAGCCAGCUGCAGAGGAACCAUCCAAUGGCUUGGAACAGGCUACAGGAGACAAGGGUUCCCUACCCCCCUCAGCAUCACUGACAGAUGAGGCAGGAACACCACAAAGUCCCAUCAUGGAGGGUAGCAGUUCAGUCGUUCCACCCCAAGCAGACACCCCAACAGGUGAAAGCGGUGAUAGGUCAGCGAUGCCCCCCCAGCCAGCAUCCCAACAGGCUGAAGGAGGGUGGAGUUCAUUCCUGCCCAUCCCCUCCCCAAAGGCUCUGAUGAGUGGCCUGCUUUCUGCGCUCAAGGCCCGAGGUGUUGGUGGAAGCCCAGCUACAUCCCCCCGUAUACUCUCCGAGGGGCCAUCAAGCAGUAUAACUCCAAAAGGCACGCGAAAAAGGAUGCCUUUCCCCCUCCCAGGCUCCUCUGAGGCCAUAUCCUCUGAUCAAGCUUCCCAUCUGACAAAACCGCAAACGAAGUUGAAGAUACCAGGUGACAGCUCCACACCUGCAGAUUCACAGAAGGGUGCGGCAGAUAGCAUUGGCUCACCAGGUUCUGGAAAGAAGCUAAGACUGCUAAUGCUGGAGAUUGGACGCCCAAAGAAAUCCAGAGACUUCAAGGGCACACACGACAGGUCCAAAAAGGACCACUCUCCGGAAAAGGGUCCUGAAAAGGGAUAUGGAGCUGAGGACUCAAACAGCCCAAGGAAGGAGGUCGUGAGCCCAAGGAGCUCAAGUGAGUCAAAGGGUACCGGUGAAGAAUCCCAAGAGGGUCACUCUCCGGGCAAGGGACCGGGAACAGGAGAUGGACCUGAGGGCUCGAGCAGGCAGGGGUAGGAUGCUGUGCACCCAAUGAGCUUCAGAAGAGAGUCAGGGUACCGAUGAACAACCCCCAAAAGGGUCCCUUCUCGGGCAAGGGACCCAA